Messenger RNA from Coregonus sp. 'balchen', 11721 nucleotides. The record is from the annotation of a GenBank genome assembly. Lineage: Eukaryota; Metazoa; Chordata; Actinopteri; Salmoniformes; Salmonidae.
CAGUUGAUGUAGAGGAGGAAAGAGAUGUUCAGACAUCCAUUGUUACAGCCGUCUUGUGGCGACCUAUUUUAAAUGUCAACAUGGACUUCGACUACCAGCGCUUAAAAGGUCAGGCUUAUACUUUUAACCGUUUUAUAUUCAGUCAGAACUAUGUAGGAACGAUGAUUUCAUUACUAAAUCAUUUAAUAUCAUUGCUAUUGUUUACCAUUGCUUACAUUUUUGUUGCCUUUGUUAACAAACAAUGUAUAGUUUAGAAAUAUGUUUAAAAAGAUCAUAUCGUUAUCUCACAGACUGUGAGUCCUGGCCAUAGCUCAAUCUAUGAAUUUGAGAGUGGUUACAUUUCCCUAUCCCAAUCAUUCAGCUUUAUACCAAACCAAGUCACGGGUCUGCUGUUGGGCUGAAAGAGUUAGAGAGACAGGUUUGUCUCCGCACCUGAAGAUUGUGUUAGCCCACUAAGCUCAAACCUACAGUUUUUAGCUGUGGGAGCUAAGGCAGGUCUCAGAAAAAGGUUACUCAUCACACAAGAGUAGGUACCUGAUUACCUUGGUUACACUCCACCACUAAGAUACCAACAGCUAAUAGGCAUCAACUGACCAAAUCUGAGUCACAGCAAAAAUGUGACCAACUGGGUUAGAAAAAAAUCUAAAAUUCUGCUUGUUAUAAAAUAGAUUCUUUGUGUGAAUUCUACUAGGUGCAUCCUAUGCACUAAUGUGAGCAUUGCAUUAUCUACAGUAUUACAGUGGGGAAUUUUUUUUAUUUAGUCAGCCACCAAUUGUGCAAGUUCUCCCACUUAAAAAGAUGAGAGAGGCCUGUAAUUUUCAUCAUAGGUACACGUCAACUAUGACAGACAAAAUGAGAAAAAUAAAUCCAGAAAAUCACAUUGUAGGAUUUUUUAUGAAUUUAUUUGCAAAUUAUGGUGGAAAAUAAGUAUUUGGUCAAUAACAAAAGUUUCUCAAUACUUUGUUAUAUACCCUUUGUUGGCAAUGACACAGGUCAAACAUUUUCUGUAAGUCUUCACAAGGUUUUCACACACUGUUGCUGGUAUUUUGGCCCAUUCCUCCAUGCAGAUCUCCUCUAGAGCAGUGAUGUUUUGGGGCUGUCGCUGGGCAAAACAGACUUUCAACUCCCUCCAAAGAUUUUCUAUGGGGUUGAGAUCUGGAGACUGGCUAGGCCACUCCAGGACCUUGAAAUGCUUCUUACGAAGCCACUCCUUCGUUGCCCGGGCGGUGUGUUUGGGAUCAUUGUCAUGCUGAAAGACCCAGCCACGUUUCAUCUUCAAUGCCCUUGCUGAUGGAAGGAGGUUUUCACUCAAAAUCUCACGAUACAUGGCCCCAUUCAUUCUUUCCUUUACACGGAUCAGUCGUCCUGGUCCCUUUGCAGAAAAACAGCCCCAAAGCAUGAUGUUUCCACCCCCAUGCUUCACAGUAGGUAUGGUGUUCUUUGGAUGCAACUCAGCAUUCUUUGUCCUCCAAACACGACGAGUUGAGUUUUUACCAAAAAGUUCUAUUUUGGUUUCAUCUGACCAUAUGACAUUCUCCCAAUCCUCUUCUGGAUCAUCCAAAUGCACUCUAGCAAACUUCAGACGGGCCUGGACAUGUACUGGCUUAAGCAGGGGGACACGUCUGGCACUGCAGGAUUUGAGUCCCUGGCGGCGUAGUGUGUUACUGAUGGUAGGCUUUGUUACUUUGGUCCCAGCUCUCUGCAGGUCAUUCACUAGGUCCCCCCGUGUGGUUCUGGGAUUUUUGCUCACCGUUCUUGUGAUCAUUUUGACCCCAUGGGGUGAGAUCUUGCGUGGAGCCCCAGAUCGAGGGAGAUUAUCAGUGGUCUUGUAUGUCUUCCAUUUCCUAAUAAUUGCUCCCACGGUUGAUUUCUUCAAACCAAGCUGCUUACCUAUUGCAGAUUCAGUCUUCCCAGCCUGGUGCAGGUCUACAAUUUUGUUUCUGGUGUCAUUUGACAGCUCUUUGGUCUUGGCCAUAGUGGAGUUUGGAGUGUGACUGUUUGAGGUUGUGGACAGGUGUCUUUUAUACUGAUAACAAGUUCAAACAGGUGCCAUUAAUACAGGUAACGAGUGGAGGACAGAAGAGCCUCUUAAAGAAGAAGUUACAGGUCUGUGAGAGCCAGAAAUCUUGCUUGUUUGUAGGUGACCAAAUACUUAUUUUCCACCAUAAUUUGCAAAUAAAUAAAUUAAAAAUCCUACAAUGUGAUUUUCUGGAGAAAAAAAAUCUCAAUUUGUCUGUCAUAGUUGACGUGUAACUAUGAUGAAAAUUACAGGCCUCUCUCAUAUUUUUAAGUGGGAGAACUUGCACAAUUGGUGGCUGACUAAAUACUUUUUUUCCCCACUGUAUCUACAAUACCUGAAGUUGAUGCUAAAAGUGAUCUGAAUUGCUUUAUUGUCAGAGAAAGUAUGCACUUUACACCAUUUGAACUUCCAUUAAUUGCUAUGUUUUUUAUGUUGUCUUGUGUCUCAUGUAUUUUACUACAGUGCCUUCAGAAAGUAUUCACACCCCUUGACUUUUUCCACAUUUUGUUGUGUUACAGCCUGAAUUCAAAAUUGAUUAAAUAUUUUUUUUCUACACACAAUACCCCAUUAUGACAAAGUGAAAACAUCAAAAUCCCCAUCAAAAUCUGUCAAUUUAAGAUAGAAAGGGGAGACUCUCACAAACAUGAUGGUGUCUGAAGGUAACCCAUAUAAACAAAUGGAAGUAUGGAGGUAGUUUUGUGCCAACAAAAAUGAGGGGUUAAAUAUGUGUCCAAAAAAACAAAACUAUUUCUUGAGCUUUCUUAUAUCUCCUAGAUAUAGGACAGACACUUCAAAACCUUAUUCCUUAUGAUGUAUUGUCUUUUUUGCCAUUUAUGAAUUUGUUAUUCAAUGCAUUCAAUGGGCUAUAGUAGUAACGGCCAAAUUCAAAUUUUUUAUCAAAUCAUUUUUUUAUAUAUAUUUUUUUAUACCUAAAGGGGGUCCUAAAAUUCAAAAUCAAAUAGCUAAAUGAUCCAUGGUAUGACCAUCUUAAAACAAUUCCAAAUGUUCGCUUAGACUUUUAGAAGUGAAUCCAUUUUAAAUUCAGGCUGUAACACAACAACAUGUGGAAAAAGUCAAGGGGUGUGAAUACUUUCUGAAGGCAGGGUUCACUUGUAAAAUAAAUGUACAUCUCAAUGUGAAUUCUCAUUUUUUUAAACAAAUAUAAUUUAAAAGAUAAUAAUACUUUUUUACAACUUGCUACGGUGUUGAUGUGUAGUAGACCUACAUACUAAAGUGAAAACAAUUAUUAGGUCAUACUGUACUGUUAUUAAGCCCAUAAUAUUUUGUUAGUACAUAAUAUUGUGUUAGUUAAAUGUAAAAAAUACUAUUUCUGUGGCCGUCACUUUUGUGAUGGUUAAUGGUUAGCUUUAUAGAUUAUUUUGUGUUGGUUUGCAGAUGUUGAAAGCCUCAGGCGAGAAGAGCGAAUCAGCUGCCUGCCUAUCCAAACUCAAAAGCCUGUACCACCACACCAUUCUGCUGAAGACCCGCCCACCCGCCAGACUCUUCCAAUCAAACCCAGGCGGAGCUUAAAGGUCCCCAAAACCCCUCGGGAGGAGGUGGCGCUACCAGCCAAACAAACCAAUGGCCAGGAGAAUGAGGUUACAGAAUAAAAAUUUGACAUUAGAUUUGCCAUCAGAUCCCAGAUCAGUGGAAACUCUACUAUUGGGUCAAAAUACUGAAAUGUGCAUGCUUUUCAAUAGUGUUUUCUAUGCUUGGUAGACACGACACAGACAAGCAUUUGUACAAUAAGUUCUACUGAAUGUGAAUGCUUGUUUUCUAAAAUGCAUGUCUGUGUAUUUGUAGAGGACUUCCCGUAAGCCUCCAGUCAGAUUGUCAUGUCUGAAACCAGCAGCCAAGCUUUACACCCUAAACCACACAGUGCAGUUAGAGACAGACAACUUCCUGUGGCUUGGUCAAUAAAAACAGCCAUUUCAUGGUGGGAUAGAAACGUUAAAAUAAAGAGAACUGAAAGUUACCGCUCUACGUUCAGCGUUGCGUGGGUCAGCCCAGUUCAGAUUCUGUCUCUAGAGCCUUCUCUAAGAUCCUACCGGUUUGAUAUGCAUAAAUGGGAAAGGAUAGGUUAAAUACUAUGAUGUGUUUAUUUGGCCUAUGAAGGUUUAUACCAUACACACUUUGACUUACACACUUUAGGCCUGGUUGUCCACUGGCAGCACAGUAACAGUAGCAGAUGCCGGGGACAGUCUUGCCUUGCUGGUUUGUGACAGAGAGCACCAACUGGAUGUGCUGCGGGUAAGGCCCAAUGUCCAGGAUGGCAUGUAGGCCACUUUCAUGUAGUUGACUGCACGCUGGAACAAAAAAGGCAUGGAUUAGCAUAUCAAGUGUUUAAAAUGUAACUGUCUUCUCUUGCUAAGGUAACUUCUGUGGGAACGUAUCCAAGCUUACCUGUGUGAACAACAGCUGUGUUCUCCCUCUCCUACCCUCUCUCUCUUUCCUUCCCUCUUUCAGACAAGGUGGAGCUAUACAUAUUGCUUAUAGUUGGUAGGUGCUCUUUCUGGACCGGACCUUGUUCUCUCAUACUCUCUCCUUUUUCCCCUUUUUGUUUUCUGUUCAGUAUGACCUUUAAAUCUCCACAAUAAUGGAAAGAUACCCGACAGCACAACAGAGAAACUAUUGAAUAUGCAUAUACAGUGGGGAGAACAAGUAUUUGAUACACUGCCGAUUUUGCAGGUUUUCCUACUUACAAAGCAUGUAGAGGUCUGUAAUUUUUAUCAUAGGUACACUUGAACUGUGAGAGACGGAAUCUAAAACAAAAAUCCAGAAAAUCACAUUGCAUGAUUUUUAAGUAAUUCAUUUGCAUUUUAUUGCAUGACAUAAGUAUUUGAUCACCUACCAACCAGUAAGAAUUCCGGCUCUCACAUACCUGUUAGUUUUUCUUUAAGAAGCCCUCCUGUUCUCCACUCAUUACCUGUAUUAACUGCACCUGUUUGAACUUGUUACCUGUAUAAAAGACACCUGUCCACACACUCAAUCAAACAGACUCCAACCUCUCCACAAAGGCCAAGAUCAAAGAGCUGUGUAAGGACAUCAGGGAUAAAAUUGUAGACCUGCACAAGGCUGGGAUGGGCUACAGGACAAUAGGCAAGCAGCUUGGUGAGAAGGCAACAACUGUUGGCGCAAUUAUUAGAAAAUGGAAGAAGUUCAAGAUGACGGUCAAUCACCCUCGGUCUGGGGCUCCAUGCAAGAUCUCACCUCGUGGGGCAUCAAUGAUAAUGAGGAAGGUGAGGGAUCACCCCAGAACUACACGGCAGGACCUGGUCAAUGACCUGAAGAGAGCUGGGACCACAGUCUCAAAGAAAACCAUUAGUAACACACUACGCCGUCAUGGAUUAAAAUCCUGCAGCACACCAAGGUCCCCCUGCUCAAGCCAGCGCAUGUCCAGGCCCGUCUGAAGUUUGCCAAUGACCAUCUGGAUGAUCCAGAGGAGGAAUGGGAGAAGGUCAUGUGGUCUGAUGAGACAAAAAUAUAGCUUUUUGGUCUAAACUCCACUCGCCGUGUUUGGAGGAAGAAGAAGGAUGAGUACAACCCCAAGAACACCAUCCCAACCGUGAAGCAUGGAGGUGGAAACAUCAUUCUUUGGGGAUGCUUUUCUGCAAAGGGGACAGGACGACUGCACCGUAUUGAGGGGAGGAUGGAUGGGGCCAUGUAUCGUGACAUCUUGGCCAACAACCUCCUUCCCUCAGUAAGAGCAUUGAAGAUGGGUCGUGGCUGGGUCUUCCAGCAUGACAACGACCCGAAACACACAGCCAGGGCAACUAAGGAGUGGCUCUGUAAGAAGCAUCUCAAGGUCCUGGAGUGGCCUAGCCAGUCUCCAGACCUGAACCCAAUAGAACAUCUUUGGAGGGAGCUGAAAGUCCGUAUUGCCCAGCGACAGCCCCGAAACCUGAAGGAUCUGGAGAAGGUCUGUAUGGAGGAGUGGGCCAAAAUCCCUGCUGCAGUGUGUGCAAACCUGGUCAAGACCUACAGGAAACGUAUGAUCUCUGUAAUUGCAAACAAAGGUUUCUGUACCAAAUAUUAAGUUCUGCUUUUCUGAUGUAUCAAAUACUUAUGUCAUGCAAUAAAAUGCAAAUUAAUUACUUAAAAAUCAUACAAUGUGAUUUUCUGGAUUUUUGUUUUAGAUUCCGUCUCUCACAGUUGAAGUGUACCUAUGAUAAAAAUUACAGACCUCUACAUGCUUUGUAAGUAGGAAAACCUGCAAAAUCGGCAGUGUAUCAAAUACUUGUUCUCCCCACUGUAAAUCUCACAACCCUCCCUGUCUAUCUCCCUCUAUCCCUCCCUCUCUCAGACAGUAGUGAAGAGGGUGUCUCCUGCUCUGACUCUGGGUCGCCCCGGGCCCCUGGAGCCCUUGUCCCCGUCCCUUCGGGCCCACACCCUGCUGUGGUUCGAGAGGACACAGCUCCCCCGCCUGCGUCGGCCUGGCCGCCCCAUGCCCCACUGGCUACACGGGUUCGCCACGCGCAGGUCUGUCUGUCAGACUGCUAGCACACACAGAAACAUAUACUGGUAUACAUAUUAUCUGCAAUAGAAAAAAAGAAACAUGGCGCAUGCAGGGAAACAAGUGCAAAUGCAAAAAGACCACAGACACACAUGCACACACGUACAAUCAAACACACAUAAAACGCACACAUGCACACACACACACACACGACCACAGAUGAUACGACACAUACAAAGGGAUACACAUACUCAUCUUGACCAUUCCCACUUUGAAAGCCUCAGAUGGCUCAAAGUGGAGGAGAGAUUCUCUUAGAUUUAAAUUGUGUCUUGUAUAUAAGAUUGUCCACAGUAUGGUCCCCAAGUACCUAUGUAAUUAUACUGAACGAAAAUAUAAACGCUACAUGCAACAAUUUCAAAGAUUUUGAUGAGUUACAGUUCAUAAAAGGAAAUAAGUCAAUUGAAACACAUUCAUUAGGCCCUAAUCUAUGGAUUUCACAUGACUGGGUAGGGGCGCAUCCAAUCCAAUCAGAAUGAGUUUUUCCCCACAAAAGGGCUUUAUUACAGACAGAAAUACUCCUCAGUUUCAUCAGUUGUCCGGGUGGCGGGUCUCAGAUGAUCCCACAGAUGAAGAAGCCGGAUGUGGAGGUCCUUGGCUGGCGUGGUUACAUGUGGUCUGCGGUUGUGAGGCCGGUUGGACUUACUGGCAAAUUCUCUAAAACGACAUUGGAGGCGACUUAUGAUAGACAAAUGAAAAUGGAAUUCUCUGGCAACAGCUCUGGUGGACAUUCCUGCAGUCAUCACGAUAAUUGUGGCAUUGUGUUGUGUGACAAAACUGCAUAUUUUGUGGCCUUUUAUUGAUCCCAGCACAAGGUGCACCUGUGUAAUGAUCAUGCUGUUUAAUCAGCUUCUUGAUAUGCCACACCUGUCAGGUGGAUGGAUUAUCUUGACAAAGGAUAAAAUGCUCCCAACCUGGGAUGUAAACAAAUUUGUGCACAAACUUUGAGAGAGUUAAGCUUUUUGUGCGUAUGGAAAAUGUAAGGGAUCUUUUAUUUCAGCUCAUGAAACAUGGGACCAACACUUUACAUGUUGCAUUUAUAUUUUUGUUCAGUGUACUUUAACUUGGUCAGGGAUAACCAUAACUAUUCCACUAGAAGAAGUGAAACUGACUUUGUUCCUUUCAGAUUUAAGAGUGGUAUGGGAGGGAAACCUGUUUGUACUCAGCUGCCAUUCUUUGGAAUAGUCUUCCAAAGACCUUGAAAUUCAUAACCUCCAUGAUCGGUUCUCACUGAAAAUAUUGCUAAAUAGUAGCAUGUCUCUAAAGUGAGCAGUAGGCCUACAGAACGUGGGUGAGAUAAAAAAAUUUUUUUAAAGUAUAAUAUAUUCAAUAUCAAACAGGGCAUAUUCAUAUUCACACACACACACACACACACACAUUUCUCACUUAGAGAAACAGGUGUACAUGCCAUUGAACCCAAAUCUGGGACUGUGCAGAAUUCUCUAAAACAAGCAUUUUGUACCUCCUUGUUUCGGGCCAUUUGGUACCGUUUUGUGUCUAGUGAAUACGAUCCAGGUUUGAAGAACACUGUUCGAAAGCUAUUUUGUUGCCUUACAACCUGGAAUUAAAAUGGAUUUUUGUGGGGUUUGUAUCAUUUGAUUUACACAACAUGCCUACGACUUUGAAGAUGCAAAAUAUUUUUUUGUGUGAAAAAAACAAGAAAUAAGACAAAAAAUAGAAAACUUGAGUGUGCAUAACUAUUCACCCCCCCAAAGUCAAUACUUUGUAGAGCCACCUUUUGCAGCAAUUACAGUUGCAAGUCUCUUGGGGUAUGUCUCUAUAAGCUUGGCACAUCUAGCCACUGGGAUUUUUGCCCAUUCUUCAAGGCAAAACUGCUCCAGCUCCUUCAAGUUGGAUGGGUUCCGCUGGUGUACAGCAAUCUUUAAGUCAUACCACAGACUCUCAAUUGAAUUGAGGUCUGGGCUUUGACUAGGCCAUUCCAAUACAUUUAAAUGUUUCCCCUUAAACCACUAGAGUGUUGCUUUAGCAGUAUGUUUAGGGUCAUUGUCCUGCUGGAAUGUGAACCUCCGUCCCUGUCUCAAAUCUCUGGAAGACUGAAACAGGUUUCCCUCAAUAAUUUCCCUGUAUUUAGCGCCAUCCAUUCUUCAAUUCUGACCAGUUUCCCAGUCCCUGCCGAUGAAAAACCUGCUUGCUUGGUGGUGCCCCUUGCUUAGUGGUGUUGCAGACUCUGGGGCCUUUCAGAACAGGUGUAUAUAUACUGAGAUCAUGUGACACUUAGAUUGCACACAGGUGGACUUUAUUUAACUAAUUAUGUGACUUCUGAAGAUAAUUGGUUGCACCAGAUCUUAUUUAGGGGCUUCAUAGCAAAGGGGGUGAAUACAUAUGCACGCACCACUUUUCAGUUAUUUAUUUUUUAGAAUUUUUUGAAACAAGUUAUUUUUUUCAUUUCACUUCACCAAUUUGGACUAUUUUGUGUAUGUCCAUUCCAUGAAAUCCAAAUAAAAAUCAAUUUAAAUUACAGGUUGUAAUGCAACAAAAUAGGAAAAAUGCCAAGGGGGCUGAAUACUUUUGCAAGGCACUGUAAAGUGUAAUAUUGGGAUGCAAACCAAAAAUAUAUAAAUUUCAACUCUAUAUCUGACAUGGUACAGGUGUCUUUUUUUAAGCCCAUAACCAUGUGAGGUGUAUACUUUUGUUUCAAAGUAGAUUUGUUAAAGACUAUCAAGAAUCACUGUGUGACCCUGAUUUAGCCCACUGCAGUAGAAGUUUAACUUCUUGUUGAAAGUUAUUCUUGGAAAGGGAGAAUCUAACAAAUUAGCAAUUUUGAAUACUUUUGCAAGGCACUGUAUUCGGACCAAGCAUAACUUGGCUUUUACUCAGCACCAGAGGGGACCAAAUAAGGAGUGACACACACACAUCAUGAGUCAAAGCAAAGACACAUAAUUGUACACACAUACGUGCUGUGUUUGUACAGCUUAUGCAGUCUGAAUUGUUCUCACUUUUCUCUCUGUGUGUGUGUGUGUGUGUGUCGUUCUCUCUCUUGACUGUUUGGAUAGGGAGGCAGAGGAGCUUCUAAAGGACAAGCAGCAGGGCUGUUUUCUGCUCAGGCUCAGCGAGUCAAAGAUUGGUUUUGUACUCUCGUACAGGUAAAGUCACAACAGACCGCACACAUACACACACACACCUAAAGACAUUUUUAGACAGACACUUUUCCCCCCAGAGGAAUGGAUAGGUGCCGCCAUUUCAUCAUAGAGGAGGAAGAGGGUGGCAGAGGGUCGUGUUACCUCAUCGCUGGGGAGGAGAGUCGCCAUAAAAGCCUGCAGGAGCUGGUCAGCUACUACACCCAGUAUCCUGUGGGGCCCUUCAAUGAGAUUCUCACCAUACCCUUUGACGAGGUGCCGAGUACAUAUUCCACACCAUGCCUCCUUCAUAAACCAAAGGGAAAUAGUCAUUGGCACCACCUAAACAUCUAACAAACGUACAUUUUGUGGCAAACUAUCCUUUUAGGUAAACUCAACUGCAACAGUUUGUUUCUCAAUCUCUCUCUCUCUCAGUCCAGUGAAGCUUGUGAGGGUACAGUUAAACUGGGGUUGCAGGAUGAAGGUGGAGAGAAGACGGAAGCGUCAUCAUCUGCACCCUCGGCUCCUGCCACUGUCCAAGUCCAAGAGAUAUUGGCCAGCUCAGCCCCUACGAACGACAGAACGCCAGAGUAUGCUGUGGUGAAGAAGGUGCUAAAAAAGUCCCGUUCUCUACCAGAAAACCAGCUUGGGGAACUGUUGGAGGUGAGGAACUAUUCUCACUUUAACAUUUGUAAGUUAAACAAACCUGCAAAAAAAGUCAAUGCUGUUAAUGGAUUUACAGACUACAUGACAAAACAAAUUCCAGGUGACAAAUCUGAUCCUCCCCCAAGAUGUGGCAAAACCUGGCGUUAGCUGUGCAGGAGCAUUUGGGGGGGGAGAUGACGCCUCCGACGCACUGUACGCCCGGGUGAACAAGCCACCAAGCAUGCUUUCCCAGACAGACACAUCUCCCUACGUCAAUGUGUGCAACCCUCCAGGCCAGAAGGGGGUGACAGCGUCCUCCGUCCCCCUCAUGUGCCGUGGCUCGGUGGGGGACCCAGUCUACUGGAAGCUGGAUCCCCUGCACACCUACGAGGAAACCCCUCAUCUGGUUCAACGUGAAGAAGAAGAAGAGGCAAAGGAACACAUUGACUUUCACGCCAUGGGGCGCUGGCGGGAUGCCGAGAGGAGUGCUGGUGGGCGAGGUGAAAGACAAGACUAGCUACAAAAAACAAGCUACCUGAAAUUACACAAUACACAUUUUUGCAUUAAAGUUUUAGCUGCUCCUUAGUUUUGUGUUCUAUUUAUACAGCCCCAUUGAGCACUUUUUUUUUUCAUGCCUAGAAUGAACAUAUGACUGUAUACAUGUAUUACAAUAUAUCCGCUCUCCUUUGCAGACCCCCAGCAUCACCUCUACUCAGAGGUAAACCUAAGAACAAGAGAGGCCCCCAGUCACACCCCCCUUCCAGCCAGGACAGCCCCCAACCGGCCUUUACGACUGCCUCCCAGGCCCGUUAACUGCCCCCCUCAACAGGACGGAAGUGUGCAGGUAUUGGAACACCAAACAUAUUUUGUUGUGCAUAUAUUAUCUACUCCAGGGGUGUCAAACUCAUUCCAUGGAGGGCCUAGUGUCUGCAGGUUUUUGUUUUUUUCCUUUAAAUUAAGGACCUAGACAACCAGGGAAAGGGAGUUCUUUAUUAAUUAGUGAUCUUAAUUCAUCACUCAAGUACACGGUAAUGAAACCCCGCAGACACUCGGCCCUCAGUUUGACAUGAGAUCUACACCAUUUUGGUAAGGAGGUUGGCAAUAAAGAAAAUUAUUAGCUAAUGGAAUUCUAAAUAACUGAUGUUAAAUCAGGCUUUUUCAAUAAUUGAGUAAAAAUUACAUAUUGGUAGAUAGGUCGUUUGAAAAUAUUAGAUAAAAAAAUACAUAUUUUAUAUAAAAGUACUUUGAUAAGAUGUUUCAUUUUUUACACCCAUAUUUUUUCCCAUACAUUUUUCUAGCGAUGUGGAGAUCCCAUCUUGUUGUCCUCUUCCCCAUCCCGACCUGGGGUCUUUCUGACACCUUGUUCAGAACGACCUUUGACCGAAAACCCGGGCACCAGCAUCUACGAACAGAUCCCAAAGAGGCCAACCAGCUCAAGGCCUCCACUGCCUCCACCCAACCCUAAACCC